CAUUCCAAUUUCCAUUAUCUUCUUCAACCAAUUUUUCUUCUCACCUUUCCCUUUGGUCAUCAGUCGUCACCAUGAUCCGUUCCCAAAACGGUUGCACCAAUACUCACAAGAGACCUUUCGCACUCGAUUCUUCCUCUUCCAAUUCUAAUCCGAUCAAGAAGAAGAAGCCAACCGCAACAGCAACCGCCUCCGCCUCCGUUCUAUUUACCCACUUCGACUCGCCCCUCCUCUCAUCCCUAAACGGCGUCGUUUCCACCCCCGACUCCAUCAUCCUCCAUCCGGACUCCCCCUACACCAUUGGCCGCACUCCCCGCCACUGCGAUUUCUUCUUCCGCCACCGCCACGUCAGCAAGCGCCACUGCCAGAUCCUCUUCGAUGGUUCCCUCCGCAAACUUUACAUCCUCAAUGGAGUUUUUCUAUCCUGCAAGGGUUCUAAAACCCGUGUCGUUCACGAGUUCAGGAAAAGGAUGAUGUCGUUUAGAGCCGGCGGCAGUGGCGGUGGCGGGGAAGAGGCUUUCGCGUUUCGAAAAGCUUCCAAUGGAGUUUUCGUGAACGGUGUCGAGAUCGGUAAGGGAACGGCCGUGGAGUUGUCGGUUGGAGACAAGGUCUCACUGGUGUGUGGGAACGAUGAUUGUUCGUGUGGAAUUGGGAACCGGGUAGGGUUUUUAGUUCAAAGAAUCGUUUUCGAAAAUCGGUUUCGUGAAGGGUGUGACGAUGAUGAUGAAAUUGAUGGGUUAACAUGCUCGGGGCACUCACAAGGGAACAGGAACAAGAGGGUUCUUGCUGUUAGGGCAAAUGGGUUGCGUUCCAAUGUGUUUUCAAGAUAUGAGCGAGUUGUUGAGAGGGCGAAAUUUAUUUUAGAGAGGUGCAGGGAAAUCUUGCUUAGGGAUGAUCCAGUGUCUUGCAUUUUUCGAGCUGUGUCGGAUACACAGUUCGGAUUGAAGUGUGAUCGUGGUGGCAGUUCGGUGAACAGCAAUGUUUCUGGCAAUGAUGUUAGAUUGUUGGUGAAUGCUGAAGAGCAAUUUGACUGUGACAAGUCACAAAGGAUGAACUUUACAGUGGAAGAUAGAACUAAUGACUUAGCACAGUUGAGUUCGGAGGCUCUUUGUGAAGGUAAAGGGGUGGCCGUGGAAGCUGAAAGUGAUGAACUUCAUCAGCAUGUUUUUCAUAAAGGGAUUUUGGAUGAUAAUGUUGAUAAGAUACCCUUGAAUUCAGUAGGGGUGGAAGAUAUUCCUUCUGAUAGGUACAAAGGGGGAAAUAAUGGAGGCAUGUUUCAUCCUUCGCCUGGGAAGAACUUUUACCUGAAUCGCCUUCAAUUUUCGGAACAUGCUUCCUCAGAACUUCAGCAUUCCAUAUCUCUCCCUGAACUUCUGUAUCCUGUUGAAAGCAUUUCAAGGAUGUUCAUUGCAACAUUUACAAGUGACAUAAACUGGUUCUUGACAUAUUGCAAGAUUCCUUUUCAUCUGCCAGUUACGGUUGCUUGUCAUAACACACAGAGGUGUUGGAGUUCAAGACCUAAUGAAAGAGUAUUUGUGCCCUACCCGGAUUAUCCUAACCUAGUUGUAGUUUAUCCUUCAUUUCCUGAAACCAUAGCAUUUGGUAGUAACCACAAGAGACAGGGGAUUGCUUGCCAUCAUCCAAAGUUGAUUGUUCUGCAAAGAGAAGAUAAUAUAAGAGUUAUCAUUACAUCUGCAAAUUUGGUGGAAAAGCAGUGGAACAGUGUGACUAAUACUAUUUGGUGGCAAGAUUUCCCUCGUGCUGUCUCAGCUGAUUUUGCAUCACUUUUCCCAAAAUCGGAUGAAGAAACUCAGAGAGAUUCAAAAUGUGAUUUUGCUGGACAUUUGGCUGGGUUUAUGGCAGCUCUCAUGAUUGAUAUACCCAGCCAAGCCCACUGGAUUACCCUGUUGACUAAAUAUGACUUUGGAGGUGCAACAGGACAUCUUGUUGCUUCAGUACCUGGGAUUCACUUCUACAGAACUUUGAUCAUGCCUGAAUCUUUCCAGUCCAAUCUUUUUCUUGGUUCAGUUGUGGCAUCUGUGGUUGGUUUGAGCCAUCUUUUCCGCUCUUCAGUAGAUUCAAAAAGUGCAAGACUUAAAGCACUGGCUACUUUCCUUGGGAAGUCUUGUACAAAUGCUUAUGGGAAGUUGAAGGUUAUUCUGAGAAGAAAUCACAAUGUUCCUGCUGACGCAAAUGCCGUUAGCAUUCUUGUUCCAGACCCUGAUGGAACUUCUGAGGGAGAUUAUGUUCAGCUUGGUUUUCUGCCUAGAAAUGUAGCAAAAUGGGUUUCUCCUCUUUGGGAUGCUGGAUUCCUCAGGUUUUCUGGUUACGUUUGUCCCAAAGAGGCCCUUGCAGCUGCCUUAGGAGAAAAUCCAAACAAAGUACAACUGAUUUUAAAUGUGUCACGGGGGAAUCAUUUUCAAGAUACAUCAAAGAUGAUGGAAUCUGAGCACAUUGCUGCUUUUGGAUCACUCAUUGCUUCUAUCCAAAGAUGCUAUGGCCUAUGGAGAUUGCAAGAGGUUCUGAAUCGAUAUAAGUGGCCUGAGUCAUUAGAGUCUGAUAUUAUAUAUGGUGCAUCUUCUAUUGGUUCAUCUGUCAAUUCAAAAUUUCUUGCUGCAUUUUCUGCUGCUGCUGGGAAGAAAUCAUUGCAACAUUUUGAUUCGGAAGAGUCUGAUCCUGAAUGGGGCUGCUGGAAUGCGAGGGACGAAUUGAAGAACCCUUCUGUUAGGAUCAUUUUUCCCACUAUUGAAAGAGUGAAGAAUGCAUAUAAUGGGAUUUUGCCUUCAAGACGCAUUCUUUGCUUCACCGAGAGAACAUGGCAAAGGUUGAAGACUUUAGAUAUACUUCAUGAUGCUAUCCCUCAUCCCCAUGACAGAAUAGGACACCCGAUGCAUACCAAGGUGGUUAGGAGACGCUUCUGGUCUAGGAGUAAAAGGGAUGCACCCUCCAUUGGUUGGGUAUAUUGUGGGUCUCAUAAUUUUAGUGCAGCUGCCUGGGGACGACAAAUUUCGAAUCCAUUUGAUACCAAAUCCGAUGGACCUCGAAAAGGGGACCCUUGUUCGAAUUCUGGACUUCACAUUUGCAAUUACGAACUUGGGAUUAUUUUUACUUUCCCUCCUACUGAAGAAAAUACGGAUUAUCCUCAAGUUAAAAGCACAAAAUUAGAUGAUAUAGUUCUGCCAUUUGUGGUGCCUGCUCCUAAAUAUGGAUGGAGAGAUAGGCCAGCUACAAUGCAGGCUAUGAAGGAGGCGAUGGCGGAGCUCAAUGAGCACGAGAGGUUGAAACUUGCAGAAGAAGAAAUGUUGGAGGAGGUUGUUGAGGAAGAGGAAGAAGUGGAAGGAAAUGAUUAUGUUGGUGGUGAGGAGGAGAAGGAGGAGGAGAAGGCAUAUGCUGAGAUACUGUGGAGCCAGGUUGAUUCUUCCGAGAGCACUUGAAAGAAAGCAGGGACUAUUACUGGGCAUUGAUGUAUAGAUAGAGAGCCCAGUGGUGCAAGUCUGGUAAUUGGGCAUGAAUAAUAGGAGGAUUGAAGAGCAAGGCAGUUGUUGAAGUGAUAAGGAUGUUCCCAUAGUAGCAACAAAGCAUGUAAUCUUAUCCCGUACGUGUGGUAUUUUACAACACCAACUCCCCGUGUUUCAAUCAGCGGCAUGCAGUUAUUAUUGUGGCAUCACGGAAUAGCAACUGCCAACUAGCAAGGCAUGACAUGAAGCCAUGACUAUGCUAAGCAGAGAGCUCCAUCACUUCGCUCAACAAUUGAUACGUAAUCAAUAUUUAUUCUUUUUUAGUCUACCCUUUGUUUGUGUUUCAUAUUUUAGUGUCAAAGUGAUUUAUAAAUUGAGGAUUAUUUUAAGUAUUUAGCUCAUUUGUGUUAAAGGCAUGUAU
Molecule: messenger RNA, 3876 nt
Organism: Arachis stenosperma
Lineage: Eukaryota; Viridiplantae; Streptophyta; Magnoliopsida; Fabales; Fabaceae
Exons: 12
Coding region: 72-3431 (1119 amino acids)
Biological process (GO): DNA repair
Cellular component (GO): nucleus
Molecular function (GO): hydrolase activity, acting on acid anhydrides, in phosphorus-containing anhydrides; nucleic acid binding; protein binding
Source: RefSeq, a predicted model, not a curated record